CCGCACUACACUUUGACAGCCGAUUUGCAAACAACAACCAAAACAUUCUGGGGAAUGCAAUUUGCCGGUGGUUGCAAAAGAGUUUUGUUAUUUUCCUCUACCUAAUAAUGCAUCUGCUGCCAUAAAACUCCUCUCCUUCACGCGUAUGAACUUCCACCAGCAUGGAGCUGAUAGUAAUAUUAGGUAUUGUAGUGCUGAUGUACGUGGUGCUGCUGUUUUUUGACGGAUUUUUCAAGAGCUGCAUGCACUAUCCAUACGAUGCAUUCCUGCGAGGGACCGGACUGACGGUUAAGUUCCUUCGCCUGCAGUGGCACACGACUGCCCUGAACCGGUCAAUCGUGAAAUGGAGCACCAAGUAUCCGAAAAUACUGGACUGCAGCUUCAACCUCGGUGUCUACCUGAGCCUGCUGCUGAUGCCGUUCGCCGUGGUGAUGAUCGUCGUGUCUUCCUUGCAAACGAAUCUUCACGGACAGUCGGCACGGGUGGUAACGGCGGGCGUGGCCGGUGGAGACUCGCGCACGCCCGGCCGGCGGAUGGUAGAUAUCGAUCUGGUAGUGCCGGGUGUGAAUUUGCCCAUCAACGAAAUUGGUUACUACAUCGCAGCCCUCGCCAUCAAUAGUGUGGUGCACGAGCUCGGGCAUGGGCUAGCGGCCGUACUCGAGGACGUUCAGAUCAAAGGCUUUGGUCUGCACGUGCUGCUAAUCAUACCGAUGGCCUACACGCAGCUUGAUUCAGACCAGCUGAACACGCUGCGCUUGUGGAAGAAGUUACGCGUGCUGUGUGCCGGCAUCUGGCACAAUUUGGUGCUGGGCCUGUUCACCUACCUGCUGUUCAUGUCCACCCCACUGCUCUUCUCGGCGCUCUAUCGCACCAGCGACGGUGUUAUUGUGACGACGCUCAAAAACAACUCCCCGAUGGCCGGAUCGCGGGGGCUCGAGCAGGGCGACAUUAUAAAAUCGAUCAACAACUGCGAGAUCCAUCACGAGGAGAGUUGGUUCGAAUGUUUGCUGCACACCAUUCACUCGCCACCGGCCUACUGUGUGUCAACCGAUUUCGUUCAUCUGAACGAUGAAUCCGUACCCAUGUCGCACAAGAACGAUGGCCUGAUCGAGUGUUGCGGCAGCGAUAAUACAGCGUCCAGCUGCUUCGAGUACAUGGUCGAUGCCAACGAGGACGACGUGGCGUUACCGCAGCACAUGUGCCUCAACAUACGCAAAACGAUCGAGAACAGUUUCGGCUACUGCCAGCACAACGGCCAAUGUUCGGAAGGGCACUGCUUUAAGCCCAGCAUCAACAACUACACCACAAUCAUGCAGAUACGGCGCGAAUCCAAACCGGACGUCAUCUAUAUCGGACAUCCGGGUGAUGCGACCCGAACGGUUCAAGUUUCGAGGUUCGUGCCCAAGACGGGUGUGUUCGCGCCGCGCUUUGCGGACUCGAUUCAGCUGCUACUCAAGUAUGUGACCGUGUUUGCGAUCGGAUUAGCGUUCAUCAACGUUAUGCCGUGCUAUGGCUUCGAUGGGCAGCACAUCGUCAACACGCUGCUAUCGGACGGCUCGAUCCAGCAGCGGAUACCGCAGAAAAGUAAACGUGACAUGAUUUCGCUCGUUGUCAACGUGGUUGGCACGUUGUUCGUGUUCAUACUGCUUAUGAAAGUGUUUUGGCUAUCGCUCUACAGGGUACUGUCCGUGUGAGAAACAGAUUCCUAAAGUGGCAUUGUAGUAUGAGGCCUAGGGAAAUAAUGUAGCAGGACAAGCACCCGAGCACGCCAUAUGACAUCGAAUUCCAUUUAUGUAGGAAAUUCAACAUUUUUACGCUACAAAAGCGCAGUUAAGUUAGCAAUAGUAGUUGGGGCAAUCACAGUAAGUGGUAAUGCGAAUAAAACAGACUCAAUCACCAGCUCAGUAAGGGUGAAGCAUUAAAAGCAAACUAUUAGUCACGUAACAAUGGCAUCAGCAACUAGCAGCUCUUUAUCACUGAAUGCAAUCAUUUAUAGUAAAGACAUAUUGUGUAUUGAUAUUAGCGAAUAGAAUAAACAUGAUCACCGAUCUAAAACUAAACGAUAA
Anopheles stephensi (Asian malaria mosquito) is the source of this 2066-nucleotide messenger RNA. Its product is annotated as membrane-bound transcription factor site-2 protease-like. Bases 162 to 1694 code for a protein of 510 amino acids. Gene Ontology annotation, biological process: membrane protein intracellular domain proteolysis; regulation of response to endoplasmic reticulum stress. Lineage: Eukaryota; Metazoa; Arthropoda; Insecta; Diptera; Culicidae. Gene Ontology annotation, cellular component: membrane; cytoplasm. Gene Ontology annotation, molecular function: protein binding; metalloendopeptidase activity. The transcript has 2 exons. The record is from RefSeq and is a predicted model, not a curated record.